Molecule: messenger RNA, 4180 nt
Organism: Zalophus californianus (California sea lion)
Lineage: Eukaryota; Metazoa; Chordata; Mammalia; Carnivora; Otariidae
Gene: CRISPLD2
Product: cysteine rich secretory protein LCCL domain containing 2
Exons: 15
Coding region: 203-1696 (497 amino acids)
Cellular component (GO): extracellular region
Source: RefSeq, a predicted model, not a curated record
UGUGUGGUGCCUGCGACAGACCCGCUGUGUAACCCGCUGUGCCGACCGUGUCCACUGUGUGCGCGCUGCUGCCGCUGCACGACACGGGAGACACCGGCGUGGUGGUGAUUGGAGAGCCCUGCGGAGAGCUUCCGUGCCCCAGCACUGCCUCAGGAGCCCAGCCUGCUUGGUCCCCCUAGGUCCUCGCUGCCUGCGUGGCACCAUGAUCUGUGUCCUGAACAGAGUCGUCCCCUUGGGGCUGGUGCUGCUGGUCUGCGGAGCCCAAGGCUUUUUCCUGCCCAACGUCACCCACUUGGAGAAGCUGCUCAGCAAAUACCAGCAGGACAAGCCCCACUCCCGGGUCCGGAGGGCCAUCCCCAGGUCGGACAAGGAGGAGAUCCUCAUGCUUCACAACAAACUGAGGGGCCAGGUGUACCCCCCAGCCUCCAACAUGGAGUACAUGACCUGGGACGAGGAGCUGGAGCGGUCGGCGGCAGCGUGGGCUCAUGAGUGCCUCUGGGAGCACGGGCCCACCAGUCUGCUGGUGUCCCUCGGGCAGAACCUGGCCGUCCACUGGGGCAGGUACCGCUCUCCCGGCUUCCAUGUCCAGUCCUGGUAUGACGAAGUGAAGGACUACACCUACCCCUACCCCCACGAGUGCAACCCCUGGUGUCCGGAGAGGUGCUCUGGGCCCAUGUGCACCCACUACACACAGAUAGUCUGGGCCACGACCAACAAGAUUGGCUGUGCUGUGAACACCUGCGAGAGGAUGAACGUUUGGGGAGAUGUUUGGGAGAAUGCGGUCUACCUCGUCUGCAAUUACUCUCCAAAGGGCAACUGGAUCGGAGAAGCCCCGUACAAAACCGGCCGGCCCUGCUCCGAGUGCCCGCCCAGCUAUGGAGGCGGCUGUAAGAACAACCUGUGUUACCGAGAAGAGACGUACAGCCCCAAACCUGAAACAGACGAGAUGAAUGAGGUGGAGGUGGCUCCCAUUCCCGAUGAGAAGCCCGUCUGGGUCCAGCCGAGGGUGGUCAGACCCACGAAGCCCAAGAAAGCACCCGCGGUGACCUACAUGACCCAAGUUGUCCGAUGUGACACCAAGAUGAAGGACAAGUGCAAAGGGUCCACGUGCAACAGGUACCAGUGCCCCGCAGGCUGCCUGGACAGCAAGGCAAAGGUCUUCGGAACUCUGUUCUAUGAAAGUUCAUCCAGCAUAUGCCGGGCCGCCAUCCACUACGGAAUCCUGGACGGCAAAGGUGGCCUGGUGGACGUCACCAGGAACGGGAAGGUCCCCUUCUUUGUCAGGUCUGAGAGGAAUGGCGUGGAGUCUUUGAGCAAAUACAAGCCUUCCAGCUCAUUCGUGGUAUCAAAAGUAAAAGUGCAGGACCUGGACUGUUACACCACUGUUGCUCAGCUCUGCCCGUUCGAGAAGGCGGGGACCCACUGCCCCAGAGUUCAUUGUCCAGCACACUGCAAAGACGAGCCAUCCUACUGGGCUCCUGUGUUUGGAACUAACAUCUAUGCAGAUAGUUCAAGCAUCUGCAAGACGGCCGUGCACGCGGGAGUCGUCCCGAACGAGAGUGGGGGUUAUGUGGACGUGAUGCCCGUGGAUAAGAAGAAGACCUACGUGGGCUCGCUCAGGAAUGGAGUCCAGUCUGAAAGCUUGAGGACCCCUCGAGACGGAAAGGCCUUCCGGAUCUUUGCUGUCAGGCAGUGAAUUUCCAGCGCCGGGGAGAAGGGGGCAUGCGUCUUCAAGAGGGCUUCAGGGUUUUGCUUUUUAUUUUUGUCAUUUGGGGGGGGUGGGUGGGCUGGGGAUAUAGAGAGGCAGGAAACUUCCUUUGAAUGGCGUUCGGUGUCACACCCUUUGUGCCUUUGUCUCGAACCACAUGGAGAAACAGCGUCCCGGCCGGACAGCUGGUGACUGGUCCUGCUGAGGCCGAGGGUCUCCGUUUGUGUGCCCACUCUGCACGGACAGUUACCAAGGCGUUCCUCCCUGGUGCUUCUCGGUGGGCGGCGGGGAGAGGGUUCCAGGCCCUCGGAGAUGGCGGGGAUUUGGAGCUCACGCCGGGGGAGGCACGCAGGGGCGGGAAGAGGUAGAGUGAGCGCCUGCAAGGCGAGUUUCAGGAAUGGAGUAGAAGGUGGUUAUUUAAAAACUUUGAAAACACAGUCCAUCCCUACCAAUGGAGAAAAAUGGGUGUAAUGUUUGCUGGUCAGACACAUGGGCUGGAACCAGGGGGCUGGGGCAGUGAGGCCCGGGCCCUGCCCCGCCCCCUCCCUUGCCAGCACCCCGCCUCCAGCAGGCUGGUUCUGUAGACAGCAGUGCUGGUUUAUUUAGAGUUCCACAGUAACUCCAGAGAUUUAUCUUGUCUUUGUCUUCCCUUUGUCCACGUGGCCCGUCUGUUUGCUGCCGUGACCUUUGGUCUCCUUGAGGACAAAUGAACCAGCAUCCUUUCUUUGCCCCCUCCCCGUGCGGCUCCUGGCCCAGCCCAGACUGGUUUAUGCAUCACCUUCCCCACCAGGGUCUUUGCUUUGCAAGCAGUUCUGUUGGCAACACCCUCCCCCCGCCCCUUUUUUUUUCUCAACUCUUAGUGUCUGUUGGUUCCACUGAGGUGUCUACAAACAGCCGAAGGAGGGCUGUUUUGUUGCUGCUUUUAAAAAGCGACAAUGAAAUCCGCAGAGUCCCCAUGCAUCGGAUGACCUAGUUUUUAGCAGUGGGAGGAAUGGAUUACUGAGUACAUUCCUCGCCCAGGUUAGCAGCUCUGGGAAGAAGAACAGUUUGUGGUUAUGAAACCAGCCUGCGGUGCAAUAGCAAGAGAUGGUAACACUCUAGAAGGAUUUCUCUUCCUGUUUUUGUGGAACAAUUCUUGCCAAAUCCUCCUCGGGCUCCGAGGAGCGCGGUGCUCUCUGGGUCCCAGUUUAUAAAAGUUCUUCAUGAGCCCAGACCAGAAACCCACAGUGAAAUAAAAUAACUUUUUGUAAAUAGCAUUGCUUUGCAGAAGGUAAAAUUCUACCCUCCGCCACGAGGCUGGCUGAUCUCUCACUUUUGUGAACGCCGGGUUUACAUUUGAUUUCACCCUCCGUCAAGAUAUUUCAAAGGCAAAGGAACUAGCAGAGGGUUUAAAAAAAAAAAAAACAAAAAAAAAAACCAAACCAAACAAAGCAAAACCAAGAUGGUCCGGACAAGGAAGUCUACCUGGGGAAGUAAGCUUGAUGUGUUGCCGAGAGUAUCCCUCCCUCGUGCACACACUGGAGGUAAAUAGCUUCCUUCCUCCACCUUUAGGAAUUGGGUAAGAGCAAUGCUACCCUUAGCUCAACGGAGCUGAACUUAGCAGAGCUGUUUUUCCUUCGUGCACUGUGGGCUCGUAGUAAUUCAUAGGUUUUGACGAUUCAGCCCUAAAUGUCAGAGCACAAGAAUUUGGUCAGCCUGUCAGUUAUGUGUCUCAUGACAGCCCAAAGAUCUGAGUACUUGGAAACUUCUGGAUCCUAGGUGUUGUGCUGCUGGACGCUUACUUCCUCAGCCCCUGCUCUGCCACCAGCCUUUUGUGGUCUGUGGCUUUGUUGGGACUGCAGGGUUGGGGUUUUUAGAAUUCGUGACUAUCCAGGGGCUCUUCCCGGAAGCAUCCUUCCCAAGGGAGAAUCUGAAACGUCUGGUGUGAGCGGACCCCAUCACGUUCGACUCGAGUCCCCCGGUUGCUGGAUGCCUCAGUAACUGGCCGGUCUCAUGGGAUCGGCAGUCCUCACCCAGAGCCAGAACUCGCUCUCCUCUCCACACUUACGAACAUUUUGCAACUGGAACCAUUUUUCUUCUGAAAAUGGAAACAAGGCUGCAAAGUCUAACCCCCUGUGAUUAGAGACCACCUCUCAUUUUGUGUGUUAACAGGACCCAUCGUGCCAUCGGCAUGUAACCCACAUAGAAAGAUGACAAAUCAGGCCAACACUGUUUCUGGGUCUCCCGCCCCCAAAAUGAAAAGUUCUUGUUUCCUUCAGAUUUCUGCCCCAUCACGUUCUGGUUUUUUAUAUUGUCUGUAGGCUCACUCAGCCCGCAGCUUACAUGUGUGCUUUUUUCUAUGAAAAAUGAUGUAUUUUACUACUUCCUAUGUACAAAAGUUUAUUGUAAAUUUGUGUGUGUGUGUGUGUGCUUUGCAUGAACAGGGACCACGUUGCUGUUGUUUCAAUAAAACUGGUUUGAUUUCUAAAGUGU